This is a messenger RNA of Coregonus sp. 'balchen', 4852 nucleotides long. The record is from the annotation of a GenBank genome assembly. NCBI's taxonomy places the organism in Eukaryota, Metazoa, Chordata, Actinopteri, Salmoniformes, Salmonidae.
GCUCUUUGUGUGAGAUGGGGGACGAUCGACCUUUUGUGUGCACCGCCCCAGGCUGUGGCCAGGUAAGGUCUCCUUCCCUCGUUUUCCCUUCAUCCCUCACUCUCUUUCCCCCACCCUUUCCCCUCUUUACAUAUCUUGGAUUUCAGGAGCCAUCUGAUGUUCGACUAUCACCUGUAUCUUGUGUUAUCUUUGUGCACAGAGAUUUACUAAUGAAGACCAUCUAUCAGUCCACAAACACAAGCAUGAGAUGACCCUGAAAUUUGGUCCUGCCAGAACUGACUCCGUCAUCAUUGCAGGUGCUUGCCUUUAACAGUCCCAGCAUUUCUCAAUUAUACUGUAUAAAACAAUUAUAUGAUAAGAACAUAUUUUUGACUAGCUGUUAAACAAACACCACCCUGUGUGGACUAGCACCAAGACCCCUAGAGGGCGUAGUUCUUCCUGAUUUCGUACUACCUCUUGGUGUCGACGCAGCCAGCCCAGCCGGCUAUACACUCGUGUCCCCCAUAAAACAUCCUCCAUUCAGGCUGCAAAGGCUUCGGUUUCCUCCUUAACUCGCUUUAAUGGUUCCACCACGCUAGACUGGCUAAUGCUACUUCCUGAUGUUGCAGCCAGGGGUAAAUAAGACUGCUGCCACCUAAUUGGCUGAAUGCGGUGUGCAAUAUACGGAAGUUGUCCGAAAAUGGUGGUGGAGAAUUGUGUAUUAUUAAGACAGUAUGCAUAUUUUUCCUGUUUUUUUUUCUCCCGGAAGCACACCAUUAAAGCUAGUUAAGGAGUAAAUGGAUGCCUUUGGAGGAUGAUUUAUGUAUGAACCGGGCGCUGGAGACACUAGUGUAUUACCAGCUGUGCAGCUUAAUGCAGGACGUCAAUGGCAAAUGACAAACGUAAGGAUAAUAGCGCUAUCUGGCGGCAGCAGGGCUAGUGUGGACAGAUGAGCCAUCUCUGUUGUUAACACGUACUAUGAAGUCUCUAAACCAGUUUCUCCUCUCUCUCUCUUUCUCCCACCAGACCAGACCCCCACACCCACCCGCUUCCUGAAGAACUGUGAGGAGGUGGGUCUGUUCAACGAGCUGGCCAGUUCCUUCGAGCAGGAGUUCCGGAAGGCCCAUGAGGAUGACCAGAGAAACAAAAACCCGGUGAGGGUGAGGACGGUGUAGGGGCUAGGAUGGGUUCGGUUUUGAAACACUGGUAGUUUUACCAACUGAUAAAUGUUGUGUGUCUGGUUGUUGGUCCCCACACAGCUCACGGCCCCCCAGCUUCCAGCUCCACCCCUACAGACCCCCUCUGGGGUGAAGGAGGAGGAUGAGGGGCCUCUGGAGGUUGACUCCUCCCCACCAGGAAGUCCUGACUCCACCUCCAGCAUGUCAGACAGCAGCAAAGAGCCAAUGGUGAGAGGAAAGGUACAACCUGGGGGCCAUGUGAACAGGGUGUAUGGUUGAACAGAUUAAUUGAUGUGUGUGAUUUCCUCUUGUCAAGUUUGCAUGGUAACUUGGGUGAGAGAGAGAGAAGGGAACAUUGGUGGCCAAAGAGAGGCUGCAAAUGAAUCACUUAACUGUGAGGCAAGUAAAGAUGUCAGCAAAAAGUAGAAAUUUAGUAGGUUUCUUAGUGGAUUCACCUCAGCGGCCUAUAGUGUCCAACUCCCACCUGAGUUUCUCUCUGGCUGUGUUUACAAUUCUGAUCUUUUUUUCACUAAGUGGUCUUUUGACCAAUCAGUUCAGCUCUGAAAAAGAUCUGAUUUGGAAAGAUCUGAUGUGAUUGGUCAGAAGACCAAUUAGUGGGAAAAAAUAUCAAAAUUGGGCUGCCUGUGCAAACGUAGCCUCUGUCUGACUGGAUGUGAUUUGUGUUGACAGGAGACUCCUCCUCCUCCACGGCCAGUGGUGAGCUCCGCCCCCACGCCAACCAUCGUACGCCCAGGGUCCCUUCCCAUUCACCUUGUUUACGACCCCCUGCACCCGACCCUGCCCUCGCCAACCUCUGUCAUCACACAAACCCCGCCCUCCAACAGACAACUGGGGUGAGUCUAAUCUGCCAACAUCUCUCUUUAUUUGUGUUCACUCUAUUUAAUUUAUACUAAUCUAUCUCCUGUUCUCAGCUCUCCGACAGGCUCCUUCCCACUUGUAAUGCAUCUCCCCAAUGGACAGACGGUCCCUCUCCUCCCCAGCCCAAAUAUGACCUCAGUCAUAUCUGUGAGUCAAUCACAUUUAUUUAUAAUGCCCUUUUUACAUCAGUAUUGUGAGUGAAAGUAGUAAUUUCUAAUGAACAUGAACAGUCUUGAUAAUGGCAGAUCAUUGGUAGGUGUUAUUUUGUCUUCUCUUAUUUUGACCCUUCCUGUGUAAUAUGUAGCUGGCAAGGCCGUUUAAUAUGGUGCCCAACAUCCCUGGGAUUCCAGGCCCUCCGAUUGGUGGGACCAGCAGUGGCUCCUCCUCCCCAUCUGGGUAUAGUCUACACUCAGAGGCCAAGAUGGUGAGAGACGCAUGCACUGGUGGAUACACACACACAGAGUUAAGAAACAAAUAGCACUGGGCCUACCCAUACCCGUGGCAGUGGAAGGCACAGGGUUGCAAUGUUACCGGUAACUGUUUAUUACCAAAAUUACUGAAAGUUCUGGUCAUUUUGGUAAAUUAAUGGUAGUUUUACAACCUUAGUAAGGCAGGUUGUUGAUGUCUGUAUGGCAUUUAUGUGUGUCCCCAUCCCUCCCUCUCUCUCUGUAGAGGCUGAAGGCAGUGCUGACCCAACAGCAGCAGCAGCAUGGCCCGGGGGCUCAGAAUGGGUCUGGAGAAGGCCCAGGGGGGGCAGGGUCCAGUCCCGCUGUCCCCCAGAGACACGAGCAGAGCCAGCAGCCCUCGCAGCACUCUGACACCCCAUCUCCCGCACAGCCACAGGUAACACACACAUACUGACACACAUAAUACCUAAGGGUCAGGUGGAAUCUGCUAAAUCUUCUGUUCUCCCUGGUUGUUAUACUCUGUUAGGGCUGCAGCCCAGUCACCAGAGGGGAGUUUAUACUAGAACUGAUGUGAGGAGUCACCUCUGAAAGGCCUGAAGGGGGCUAGUGGCAACGACAGACUGAACCUCCAGAAAUUAUCAAAAUACUAGAAACGACACUGAACAAACCAAAAGCUGUUACAAAACAUGUUUUGUAGAUUAAAUAUGCUGGAUAACAUCUCUGCAGAUUCCUUAUGGCCCUGUAUAUAGUUAAAGGACAAUUUCACUUUAACAAAUCAGUAUUUUGUUUGUAAAUGGCAUGUUAUAGAAGUGUCCGGACACUUUUUGUGAUUUCACUUGGUUUUGAGAAACGUUCCCUACCAGCGAUAGAAAAAAUGAAUAAAGGUUCCAAAAACACCCAAAUACUUUUAGAACUGCAACGCUCUCAGUAUAGUGAUGCAGGUCUUUAGAUGUUGUACACAUGAAAUAGUGUCCUUCCGAACUUUAUCCGCAACGUUUUAUUUCAUUUUGUUGGACUCGAGCGAUACUUCUGUGUAGCCCGAGUCCCCAACAAAAUGGAAUAUAAAAUUGCGGAUAUAGUUCUUAGAUCUCAUGUCGUUUGCAUGUAUUUUCCUAAAUUGUGCACAAACAAUGAGUUCAAAUAUGCACAGGCACACUCUCAUGCCUAUAUGAUUUACAUAUACUCACACAGCAAACCAGCAGUGGCUCCUCCUCUCCAUUUGGGUAUAGUCUACAUUCAGAGGACAUGAUGGUGAGAGGCGUAUACAUGGAAACACUUUAAAAUACACAUGCAAAUGCACUUUUACACGCGCACACACACAAGCUCACACUCUUGCAUUCUUUCUUAUUCUCUCUCUCAUACACACUCUCAUACACACACCCAGUCCAGAGUGUAUAACACCUUCCCCUCCCGUCUUCCCCAGGUGUCCCCAGCCCAGCCCACUGGGGGUAGAAGGCGGCGGGGUGCGGAGGUCGACCCAGACGAGAGGAGGCAGCGUUUCCUGGAGAGGAACAGGGCGGCGGCGUCUCGCUGCCGACAAAAACGCAAGGUUUGGGUCGGCUCUCUGGAGAGGAAGGCAGAGGACCUGGCUACCAUGAAUGUUUCUUUGACCGUGAGUCUACAACCGUAACUGGACUUAGACUGUAACUGUCUAUUACAACAGCAGAGAAAGGCAAACUUACAACCAUGAACCUGUUUGUGAUUGUAUUAUACUGGUAGGAUCCCUAAUAUUAUUAUUGUGCCCAUGAGGUUUUAGUGUAUGAUUGUCAGUUGUUGAGAAGACAACUUUGUGUGUACAUUGUCUUGUGUGAUUUGUUAUGUGUUCUGUUUCUAUCAGAAUGAAGUGGGUCUGCUGAGGAACGAGGUGACCCAACUGAAACAGCUGCUACUGGCCCACAAAGACUGCCCUGUCACUGCCAUGCAGAAGAAGUCUGCCUUCUUAGGUAAUAAAGACUUACCAUACAUGAAUCAACUAUCAAUCACACAAGUCUUUCAUUCACUCCAUCUGUUUGAUUUAUCAUUUAGGCUCUAAUUUAUCUGUCUCCAUUCCAUCAACGUGUACAUCCACCCACCUACCUACCGAUCCAUCAACCCAGGAUCAACCUCCUACUCAUCCAUCUAAUCUAUUGCUUGCCUCUCACCUCUCUUUAAGGGUGAAUGUUUCUCUCUCUGUCUGUAGCUGCAGGAGUGGAGGAGUGCUCCAGGGACUCCCCCUCUGAGCCUAUGGGCUCCCCAGCCCCGGUUAUCCAGCAAGGGCCUUCGCCCCUUGCCCCCAGCCCUGGGGCCAUCACCGUCAACGGGCUGAGUGUGCGUGCGGCUGAGGCAGUGGCCAUGUCGGUCCUGGCCAGCAUGGGGGCGACCCAGCAGGGAGGGGUCCUCAUGGCCACACAGCCGCAGCCCGCCCCUAGA